CGUCAUAGGUCAGACGAAUCAUUUUACUUUGUAAACAGAGGAAUCGAUUACUAGAUUGUGAAAGAUCAGGAGGUCAGGGAAGUAAAUAAAUAAAAGAUGUCCCCGAAAAAGAAAAAAAACAAACAGGAUGAGGAAAUCGAAGAAGACGACGUAGAGGAAAGGCAGUCGAAGCCAAAAAGUAAGAGCAAAGCCGUCGCCAAUGGAGGCACUCGCGAGGGCAAGAAGAAGUCCAGAAACACAGAGGAAUCCGAGGCUGAAAAUGUCAAACCAAAGACAAAAAAAAAGGGUGAGGCCAACAGAAAAUUGAAACAAAAGAAGAAAUCGGAAGAAGAUCAUGAGGAAGAUGAUGAAGUGAUAGUCAAUGAUGACAAGAGCCGAAAGGAGAAGAAUAAUAAUGACACAAAGACAAAGGACAAGAAGAAGAAAGCAAAAGAACUGUCUGAAGAUGAGGGUGUGAAGGAAGAAGUCAGCGAAAAAAAGAAGAAGAAAUCAACCUCGACUGAGAAGGAAGACAUGGGGUUGAAAGACAAGAGGUCGAAGGAAGGCAGAAAGAAGCACAAGAAGAAGCCUUCUGAAGAGGAAGAGGAGAUACCGGAGGCAGAGGAGGAAGAGGAUCCCAAAAAGAAGGGUAAAAAAUACAAGAAAGGCUCAGCAGGGAGUGAUGAGGAAAAGACAGACAAAAAGAAAGGGAAAGGCAAAAAAUCCAAGAAACAGGUUGACUACAGUGAGAUUUAUGAGCAGGAGCUGAAGAACUACAACACAGACUCCUCUGAUGGAUAUGAGGAUGAGUAUCACAAGAGAAAAGUUUACGAGGUGGUCACGAUCACAGGAGAUGUCCGAGGAGCAGGAACCGAUGCCAACAUUUUUGUCACUCUCUUUGGAGAAUAUGGGAUCACACCCAAAGUGCACCUUGCCAGCAAGUGA
Acipenser ruthenus (sterlet) is the source of this 924-nucleotide messenger RNA. Its product is annotated as ABC transporter F family member 4-like. Gene Ontology annotation, molecular function: protein binding. The transcript has 2 exons. The coding region runs from base 97 to 924 and encodes 275 amino acids. The record is from RefSeq and is a predicted model, not a curated record. Lineage: Eukaryota; Metazoa; Chordata; Actinopteri; Acipenseriformes; Acipenseridae.